Messenger RNA from Oppiella nova, 384 nucleotides. The record is from the annotation of a GenBank genome assembly. Lineage: Eukaryota; Metazoa; Arthropoda; Arachnida; Sarcoptiformes; Oppiidae.
AUGCUGUGCAAAACAUACCGUCCCUUUCAUUCAUACCUAAACAUAUUGUUCAAUAUAAUACUUGUACCGUAUUUUCUCGGUGGGUAUGGGGUGUACGGGUAUCUGGAGCUGGAUACGGAUAAACAGAUACCGAUCCGUUUGGGCAACGAGUGUGACCUACGGGUCAGUAAUGAUCACGAGUUCGAGAGCUGUAGGCGCCGGGCGUUUCAGGACUGGAACACCUAUGAUAUGUCGCAACGUGUACGCUAUGACUGCUGUUAUCAAUGGGACGUUAUCGACUGCGAGGAGUCGUCGGUAUACGCGCUGUGCGAUCGGUGGCAAUACGACGACGAAUACAAGUCAUACAAACAGCGCAAACGGGAACACAUCGACUACUUCGAGAAG